Molecule: messenger RNA, 879 nt
Organism: Raphanus sativus (radish)
Lineage: Eukaryota; Viridiplantae; Streptophyta; Magnoliopsida; Brassicales; Brassicaceae
Product: membrane steroid-binding protein 1
Exons: 2
Coding region: 79-732 (217 amino acids)
Cellular component (GO): membrane; endomembrane system
Source: RefSeq, a predicted model, not a curated record
UUACAAAGAAAGACUAAAGUGAGAAAAUCUUUUCAAGACUGAUCUGCUUUCCUUUCCUUCUUCUCUCCAAGCGAAACCAUGGCGCUACACCUAUGGCAAACACUGAAAGAAGCGAUACAUGCUUACACAGGUCUCUCCCCGGUGGUCUUCUUCACCGCCCUCGCUCUCGCCUUCGCCAUUUACCAAGUCGUCUCAGGCUGGUUUGCUUCGCCUUUCGAUGAUGUUCGCCGACAUCAGAGGGCUAGAUCGUCAGCUGCAGAGGAAGAACCACCGAUUCCUCAGCCUGUUCAGGUCGGCGAGAUCACAGAGGAGGAGCUUAAGCAGUACGAUGGCUCCGACCCUCAAAAGCCCCUUCUUAUGGCCAUCAAACAUCAGAUCUAUGAUGUAACUCAAAGCAGGAUGUUCUAUGGACCCGGAGGACCGUAUGCUUUGUUUGCAGGGAAAGACGCAAGCCGAGCUCUUGCAAAGAUGUCUUUUGAGGAGAAAGAUUUGACUUGGGAUAUCUCUGGUCUUGGUCCCUUUGAGCUAGAAGCUCUUCAGGACUGGGAGUACAAGUUCAAGAGCAAGUAUGCUACCGUUGGCACCGUCAAAGUGACCGGUUCAGAAGCCGAAACCCCAUCUGCGUCUGAACCCGCAGAGACUGGUGAGAAAGACGCUCAUGUAACCAAGCAAGAAUCGGCCGUUGUGGAUAAUGAUGAGCCUCCUACUGAGCGUGAUGUGAAGAAGGAGUGAAUUCCGUUUCAGUGAUUUUUUCAUAGAGACCAGCGGAAGUCUCAAUGUAGAAUCUCUGAUGUUGUGGAAGUUUCAGUGAUAUGAUUUUGUUUCAUUAUCUCAAAAACCAAGUUUGCUGGCUAAUAAAACGUUUAUAAACCUAGAAAA